Paramecium primaurelia is the source of this 1616-nucleotide messenger RNA. NCBI's taxonomy places the organism in Eukaryota, Ciliophora, Oligohymenophorea, Peniculida, Parameciidae. The record is from the annotation of a GenBank genome assembly.
AUGAUAAAAGAUUUAGAUGAAAUAAAUAGAUAGCUAAAACAAAAUUAUGUAAAAACGAAUACAAAUAUUUAAAUAAAUCAGGAUCUUUUAUCAGAAAAUUAAAAUAUCCCGAUUUUAAUAAGGUCAAUUUCAAACCUAUUACAAAAAAUUAUUAGAUUACCUUUACCAUCUCUAAGUUUGCCUCAAUUUCUAUUGUCAGAGAAAGUUAAGGAAAAACAAUUAAGAGAAAAUGAUAUGUUAUGGAUUGCAGCAAAUGGUGAGUAUUAGUCUUAUGAAUAAUUUUAGUGAUAAAAGAUGUUCAAUAAAUGAGAUUCAAAAAUUCAUUAAAGAAGAACCCUUACUUGAAUAAUCUCCAAUUAGACUUAUGAAUUUAGGAAAUAAUUAUUUUAACAUAUAAAUCCUAAAAAGAAAAAGACUAUGCUUCAAUUAUUAGAUACUUAUGUUAAAUUUAACUGAGACAUAGAUCAAAGAUUUCUAAAAUGCCUUAUUCAUUUAUUUUGAUAAUUCAUAUGAAGGGAAAGAUUUAGAUGAAUUGAACAAUGAAGAAAAAGAUUUGCCAGAAUAAAUUUUGUGGCACCUUUAUAGUUUAAUCAUAUCUGAUAGAAUAAGUAGCCAAUAUGCUAGAUAUGAGUAUUUAGAUUAAUUUAGAAUCAUUGAAUAUUUUAAUAAAAAGGAUAAAGUAAUUUUUGAUUAUUAUUUAUUUAUAGGAAAAAAUUAAUCGAAUAAAGUAUGUUUUUACAUCUCAUCCUACUUAACUUAAUUCUCUUACUUAAUUAAUAGCUAUAAGUCGAAUGCUUUAGGGAAUAUAAUAAAAUGAUUACCAAUAUCUCAAGUAUGCUGCAAAAUUAUUUAUCCAAUCAAACAAACAGCGUGUAUUUAAUGUAAUUGAUUUUAUGUAUUCUCCAGAAAGUUUCUUAUAUCGAAGAAUCUCUAAUCUAUCAUUCUUAAUACUUACCUAAUCUUAUGAAUUAGGCUUAAGAAUUCAGAGGAGUUUAUUGAAACCUCUGAAACUUGGUUAACAUUUGAUUUUGACAAUCAUCCUGGAAUAGUUGUUUAUAUUUAUUGAUAUUUAGGAAAUUGGAAUAAUGACAUAUACACACGGUUUAACUAUGGAACUAACUUUACAAUAAUUUUAAGAAUAUAUUGCUGAAGCAAAAUUCGAAGACCAAAUUUAUUUUAAACAAAUGUUAGAGUUAUAUUAAUAAGCUUUAGAGUAUAGCAGAUAAAUAAGAGAAUUGAGUGAUAUGUUUAGAGUGAAAAAUGAAAUAUCGGUGAAGGAAUUUUUUCAAUAGUAACCAAUUUACAAUAUCAAAAAAAAUAGUAGAUUAAAUUAAUUAAGUUUUAGAGCUAAUUUUACUACAAAAUGACAACUCCAAAGAUUAUUUUAUAGCUUUGAAAUUAAAAAUUAUAUAAGAUUUUUAGGCUAACUGGUGUGCUGGGUUAAAUCAGAUUAGCUGGGGAAGAGUUAACAGAUGUAUUUUUUUAUAAAUUUUAAAGAUAAACAAAAUUAAGCAAAUGAUUAAAAAACAUUUUUAAAGAAAUAUCUCUUCUUAAUGCAAACGGCAAGCAGCAGAUAUGGUAAUUAUUGCCAAAUUUUAAACUUAAUCUUAAUAUGA